AGUUUCGGACAGGAGGAAGCGGAUUGAACGGGUCGUUGGCCAAAAAAAAAAACCCAUUUCCACAGCCAAGCAGUGCCGUUUUUUAUUAUUAUUAUUAUUAUUAUUCUUGUUGUUGUCGCGUUUCUGUCGUUAGAGCUUUAUCGUGACUUCAUCGUAUUCGCGUACCAACCCGGUGUCUGCGCCCCGUCACGACUGCAACUCGCAGAGAAGAAACACUGGAAAAGGAAAUAAGCAAGCCACCAUCAAAAUAUGGCCACUCCAGAAGCGCGAGCGCAGGCGUACCUCGUCUCCCUGCAGAGCAAUCUACAGGCAAAAGGCAACGCCGAGGCUGCCGAGACGGUCGCCCGUGCGCUGGCCCACAUCGAGAAGCGCUUCUGGUACGAACUCUCCAGCGAUCUUCUUCAGCUGAUCCGCGACCCCAUGAUGCUGGGCUGCUUGCAGGAGCUGUACGAGGCCGUCAUCAUGGCCGUCCGCGCAGACAUAUCGCCGAUCGCGUACGUCAUGAUGGUCCGCUCCGUGUGCUGUGCGCCAGGGAUGACUACCGAGAAGGCGCUCGAGCUCGUGGAGGGUGCGUGUGCGUCGCUCAUCCACUCUAGCUCGGAGCAAGGACACUACACCGCUCUCUGCAUCCGUGCGCAGUUGCUGCUAGAGAGCACGAGUGCGGAGGACAGCGCGGCGAUGGCUGCCGUUCCUGGAUCGCCGCCGCACACGGCGCGUAAGCUGCUCGAGCAGACGGAGACGUACCUGCAUGGUUUGAAGAUGCACGAGGUGGAGCCGGUGCUGGUGGCGCUCUACGGCAUGGCCCGCGGUCGCGACUACGAGAUUCGCCGUCAGUACAUGAGCUUCUACAAGAACGCCUUCGACAUUAUCCUCUUCUCCGAGAAGGCCGACCUCCCCAUGCGCGAAGACGACGUCGCCGCGCUGGCCUACAAAACCGUCAUCGCCGGCCUGCUGUCGGACAAAAUUUUCAACUACGGCAAGUUCUUAAACUUCGAGCAGUUUGUGAGCGCCCUGCAGCGUGAGGGCUGCCCACAACGCUGGGCGUUGGAAAUGAUGCGGCUGUGCAACGAGGGCGACGUGGACAGCUUCGAGUCCUUCUACAAGGCUCACCAGGCUCAGAUUGCGCAGGAGCCGCAGCUUAUGGCCGCCUCUGCCGCGCUGCACCGCAAGGUGCGUCUCAUGGCACUGCUUCAUCUUAUCUUCUACACCCCGCUUAGUGAGCGCACCUUCACCUUUCAUGCGGUGGCGCAGCGCUGCGGGGUGCCGGAUAGCGGAGCGGAGCCGUUGCUGCUGGACGCCCUGGCGCACGGCAUCAUUAAAGGACGUAUGGACGGCCUGACGAACCAGGUGCACAUUACGUGGGUGGAGUCGCGUGUGUUGAGCCUGGAGGAGGUGAAGGCGCUGGCAAAUCACGUCUCCAAGUGGCGGGAACAGGUUGUGGGACUGACCAGCUCGGUGAGCAAGAUGACAAAGCAGAUUCCACAGUAG
Messenger RNA from Leptomonas pyrrhocoris, 1488 nucleotides. RefSeq names its product putative proteasome regulatory non-ATP-ase subunit. The record is from RefSeq and is a predicted model, not a curated record. The coding region runs from base 250 to 1488 and encodes 412 amino acids. Gene Ontology annotation, molecular function: structural molecule activity. NCBI's taxonomy places the organism in Eukaryota, Euglenozoa, Kinetoplastea, Trypanosomatida, Trypanosomatidae. The transcript has a single exon. Gene Ontology annotation, cellular component: proteasome regulatory particle, lid subcomplex; cytosol; nucleus. Gene Ontology annotation, biological process: ubiquitin-dependent protein catabolic process.